Molecule: messenger RNA, 3828 nt
Organism: Stylonychia lemnae
Lineage: Eukaryota; Ciliophora; Spirotrichea; Sporadotrichida; Oxytrichidae
Source: the annotation of a GenBank genome assembly
AUGAGGCCACCUAAUUCUGAUGAGAAGCAGACCUCAGUAGAAAUAUUCGAUCCUCAGAGGAAAUGCAUUUAGAUCAGAAAAGACUUUAAUGAGAGGAAAACCUUUCAAUUGGAUUCAUUAAUGGAUCCUAAUAUUACAUAAAGCGACGUUUUUAAUUAAGUUGCAAGUGUCUUGGAAGGAUUCAAUGGGACUAUAUUUACUUACGGAUAAACUGGGACUGGCAAGACUCACACUAUGGUGGGCAGUUACGUCCCAAUAAGUAAUGAGCAGAGAGGUAUCAUUCCGAGAAGUCUUGAGUAUCUAUUCUAGCGUAUUAAAGAUGAUGAGGGAUCAUAAAAUACAUAUGAUAUAUCAAUUUAAGACUUACUUGAGCCAGAUAAUGCAGAAGUUAAGAUUAGAGAAGAUCCAAUACAAGGUGUAUUUGUUUCAGGCCUCCAAUGGGUUAGCAUUAAUUCUACUAAGAGGGGCAUGCAAGUGUUUUCUAAUGGUGAAAAGAAUCGAAGCACUUCGUUUACAAAAUUAAAUGCGCAUUCAAGCAGAAGUCAUGCCGUGUUUAUGGUGAAAAUUGAGAAGAGAAAGGAAUUCAAGAUUUAGAACUUCGACUAGAAAGCCUCUAAUGGUAUAAAUACUGGCUAUGAGAAUGGGAAUGGAAAUUAUGAUCAGAUGACACAGAGUAUGCUUUAUCUAGUAGAUUUAGCUGGAAGUGAGAGAGUCAAGAAGUCAUAAGUGUCAUCUAGCAGAUUAGACGAGGCUAAGAAAAUCAAUUUUUCUUUAGCUGCUCUAGGCAACUGCAUUCAUGCAUUAACUGAGUAAAAGACCAACACUCAUGUGCCAUUUAGAGAUUCAAAACUUACGAGAAUUUUAUCUGACUCGCUAGGUGGUAAUUCUAAAACGGCUCUGGUAGUGACAAUUGGCCCCUCUAAAGAACAUGUAGAGGAGACCAUCAUGUCUUUGUAAUUUGCUUAAAGAGCCAUGAAGGUUGAGAACAUUCCAGUCAUCAAUAAGAAGAUAGAUUAUCGAGUGAUGAAUGUUUAGCUGUAAAGUGAACUUGAUGAGGUUAAUGACUAGUUGACUAAACUGCAGAUUAGGUAUUGCAAGGUGCUUGAGCUGUUGGAAGAAAAGCAAAAGGAGAAUGAGAAUUUACUUAAAAAUAGAGGCAUGAGUAAUUAGAACAAGUAAAGUGAGUCAGAGACUGCUUAAAUAUAGUCUAUGAAGUAAGCAUACGAAGAAAUCAUCAAGAGAAAAGAAUAAGAGCACAAUAAAUUGCUAGAAGAGAUAGACUAAAUAAUGUCAGCCUAGGAGUAGCAGUUAGAUAACCUUAAGAAGUAAAACUAAGAUCUAACAGAAUAAUUAGACUCACUCUCAAACAUAGAAAAAGAUAAGAUUGAAUUAGAGUAGAGAAUUAUGGAGUUAAACGAGGAUAUCGAGAAGCAAAGGAAAAAAGAGGCUAAGCUGAAGGUGCAGUAUACAGUCAAGAUCAGUAAGUUGAAAAGUGAAUUUGAGAAAGAUAGCUUUAAGAUUAUUGAACAAGUAAAUGAACUUGAAAAGCAGUUAGAGAAAAAUGAGAUUAAGAAGAUAAGAAGUAAAAACAAGGAAAUAAUAUAAUAAUUAGAAGUUAAGUAAUAAGCACUUGAAGGAGAGAAUAAAAUAUUAGGAGAACAGGUAUACAAUCUUAACUCUGAUACAAGUGAGUUUUAAAGCCAAUUAACUCAUAUUUAAGAUGAAAAUUAGACUAUGUUAAGAUAAAUCGACGAGUUAAAUGCAAUUAUUAAAGAAAAGGAGUAAAUCUUAGUGGACUCAAAAUCCACUCAGUAAUAGGAUCACCAAUAAAUAACCCAGAAUUUUAACGAGUAAAUAAAGUUAUUAAAGUAAAGAUCUUAAGAAGAAAAGGAUUAAUUGGUUUAAAAAUAAUAGUAAUUGAUAAAAGAACAAGAAAAUAAUAUUGCUAAGCAAAAGAAAAACCAUGAGAAGAAGAUUGAAUUGAUGUAAUUAUAAAUAGAUACUAUGAAGUAGGAAAAAUUGGCUGCAAAUGAGAAGAUUUUAGAUACAAAAUAGUAAAAUGAAAAGCAAAUGGAAAGUAUCGAUGAAUUAAACAAGUAGGUUUUGUAGUUGAAAUAAAUAUUGAAAGAGAAAUAAGAGAUCAUUGAUUUACAAACCACAGAAAUUGAAGAGUAGUUAGAUGAGAAUAAAAAUUAAACUGACUAUAAAGAAAAACUUAGACAGCAGAUACUUAAUUUAUAAAAUGAGAGCCGCACUCAAAUAUAAGCUUUAAGAGAUCAGAUUAGUUAAAAAGUUACAAUUUAACUAGAGCUAGAAGAUUAAAUCAAAAACCUAUAGUAAUUAGAAUCCAAUCUGAGCAAAUAAAUAUAGGAUUUGUAAACUUAGAAUUCAGAUUAAUAAUUAAAUCAUUAAGUGGCGAUUACUGAAAUGAAGCAAUAGUAAUAAGAAUAUAAAUAAUAGCUUGAAGAUCGUUAAAAGAGAUUUCAAGUGGCAAUAGGAAGAUAGAAAUCUCAGCAUCAAUCUUAAGUAGAUGAUUUGAGUUCAGGAUUAUCCAGCUAUCUACUGGAUACAUUGAAGUAUCAAGUGGAAAAAGAGACUUUAAAGACUUAGAUGCUAAAAUAUGAUAAGGAAUUAAAGUAAAAAAGAGAAAAUAUUCUCACAUUUUCUACCUCAAUAGUAAAAUCCUUCGAUUCAUAGCCUACUUAUCCAUUAGUUAAAUAUAUAAAGGUAGAAGAUCAAGUCUAAGAUCUUAUAGAUCAGCUAAUAACAGUUGUAGAAAUAUAGCACUAAUGCUAAGUUAUGCAAGCACAAGGGAAUAGCUACUUGAAUAGCUCUACUAUUGGGGGCUAAGGGAUAUUUGAUUAGACAUUAGGAGGGGUAAUGAAUGGUUAAACUAUGAUGAUGGGACCUAGUAUGAUAUGUAUGGCUGAUAAUACUAUUAAUUACUUGGAUAUGUAUGUAACUGGUAAUAGUGUAAGCACAGCUAAUUCUCCAAAAAGUAAACCUUACAUAAUGAUUAAUGAUUAAACUAAACUACCUCCAAAACAGUCAUAACAUUCUAAAACACCUCAACAAAAUAAAAAUCUCAGAUUUUCUUAUGAAAAUUAAAUCAAUAUGGAUCAACUCUAAAUGGUUGAGAAAUUUAUCUAACUUAAGUUAUUAGAGAAUAUUCCCUGUCUUAACCUUGGCUAUGGUAAUAGGAUACCUACAUUGCCUACAUUGAAUUCAGUGUUGUAAAAAUAUCAUGAGAGAUUAUUGGGAUAAUACCAGUACCUAUCUACAUUCAUUCAAACAUUACUUUUUGUACUUUAGAGUAUGAAAGUGUAAAAUCAUUCAUAGAAUGAUUAGAUUUCUAAGCUCAAGAAGAGGUUAACAUCAACAUUAAAGGCUUUUGAGUAAUAUAAGAAAAGUAAUAAAAAGAAGGAGUAGUUUAGCAAUAAAUUAGACAGUGCAGCUAGAACAAUUCAGAGAUAUUGGAGAAAGCGCAAGAAUCGAAUUCUAAUUAAAGACAGUUACAAGGUUACACAUAAGUAUAUACAAGAAAAGCUCUAAGUAGCUGAGGCUUAAUGGCAACUUGAAGAAAAUUAGAUCUAGACAGGCAAAUUUAUGAUUUAAAAGAGUUUCACUUAAGUCAAUGAAUUUAUGCGAUUACUCCAUAAAGAGUUCAAUAAAAAGGAGAGUAUACCGAAGAUUGGAUUUAGCACUGGUGGUUUAUCUAGUAAAGUAUCAAGAUUCGUUAAUCAUAUAAAUCAAAUUAACAACAAUAAUAGUAAUAAUGUGAAUAAUACCAGUAACAAUACAAGUCUGUAGAGUAGUCAAUAUGAAUGA